Molecule: messenger RNA, 1512 nt
Organism: Phaeoacremonium minimum UCRPA7
Lineage: Eukaryota; Fungi; Ascomycota; Sordariomycetes; Togniniales; Togniniaceae
Product: putative c6 transcription protein
Exons: 2
Coding region: 1-1512 (503 amino acids)
Biological process (GO): positive regulation of transcription by RNA polymerase II
Cellular component (GO): nucleus
Molecular function (GO): DNA-binding transcription factor activity; transcription cis-regulatory region binding
Source: RefSeq, a predicted model, not a curated record
AUGGCAGAGCUCUUCUCUCCAUCGUCUGCGGCCUCACAAGCUGCCAUUGCCGACCCCCUGGACACGGACGAUGUUCUGGCAGGGUUCCCGUCCUUCAGCUUCCCCCAGAGCAACGAUGUCUCGCCUCCGUUCCUGGGAGACGCCGACUCGUCUUCACCGUCGACCAUCUGGCGUCUCGAUGAGUUUGUGCAGGAUCCGGGAUAUCUCGCCUAUCAGGAGGAGCUGCGAUGUCUGAUCUUCAACACUGCGCAGACGGCCAAUCCCUCGCGCGAGGCCACGCCGACAGCCAACGAUGAGGCGGCAUCUGCAACAGUUCAAGUGAGGGACACAGCUGCAGAACAAGCCGAGAUACAGGCUGCCCACUCACUGCACCGUCAGACGGCGGCGGUGUUGUCUCAGGGUCGCCGCAUGGAGUAUCUACAGAAUUACGUCGGCAGCAUUGCGCCGUGGCUGGACAUGUUCGAUUCGUCUCGCGCAUUCGGCAUCCAGGUGCCUGUACUGGCACGGAAAUCCCCGGCUCUUCUCUAUGCGAUCCUAUCGCUAUCAGCUCGCCAGGUAGAGAGAAAGGAGAGAAAGAAGCACAGCUUCGACAGCCUGGAGCUGUACCAAGAAGCAAUUAGGCUCUUGACGCCGCUGCUGCAGUCCCGAGACGACCAGAUUAUCCCCAUCUGCACUGUACUAUGUGUUAUGGAGAUGAUGAGCGCCAGUGCGCAGGAUUGGAGAAGACACUUGGAGGGGUGUGCUGCGCUGUUUGAUGCUUUCGAAGUGCAUGGCUUCAGUGGUGGUUUACUACAAGCAGUCUUCUGGUGCUACGCAAGAAUGGAUCUAUGUGGUGCCCUGAUAUCUGAUGGCACUCAAGCUACCCUCGUACCCACGCUGAAGUGGCUUGCUCCAGGUGAAGACGAGAUCAAUGCCCGUCGACUCUUUCGAGAAACGAAGAGCCUCGACAUGCACGCCAACUACGCAGUCUACCUAUGUGCCAAAGCCUGCCAGCUCAUUGCGGACAGGACGCGAUUCGUGGAGCUCGGGGAAGCCAAUGGCUGCGGCAACGAGUCGUAUACACAACGCUGGUCCCAGCUAUGGGACGACCUGCAAGCGUGGCUCGACGAUCGACCGACAGACAUGUGCCCUGUUCAGGAGAUUGAGACUAAGUUUUUCCCGCAAAUUCUCUUUGUUCAUUGGGCUGCUAUCUCAUCCAACCAGCUCUACCAUACAGCUUGCAUCCUCCUCCUGAACCUCAAACCCAAGGCCGUAGCUCUCCAACCCGGCGUGACGAGUUCUUCGAUCUGGCACGCGAAGCGCAUCUGCGGAAUAUCCUUGACGAAUCCGCAUGAAGGAUGCUUGAAUAACGCAAUACAACCUCUCUGGAUCGCCGGACGACUCCUCAGCCACGAGUCUGAGCAUGUGCUGGUCGUCAAGCUCAUCCGAAGCAUCGAGGCCAUGACCGGGUGGGGCACAUGCUGGCGCAUCCCGGACCUAGAGGCUGCUUGGGGCUACAAAGUUCGACGAUGA